AUGCCUGCUACACAGCGUCGACCAGAGUUUCCUGUAGACAGAGCUAUGCUAUGGCCGCUGUACGCAGCAGCACUACUUGCAGGCGACGUUGGGCAAGACAACAUGGCCGUGAGCAUUGUGGUGCUCUUCUACCGACGAGCUCUCUUGGCAGAGCGGUGGUCCUCCGUUGAUGAUCUAGGCAACUCCAUCUCUAUACACAACGAUGCACACAUGCUUGCUACACAGCGUCGACCAGAGUUUCCUGCAGACAGAGCUAUGCCAUGGCCGCUGUAUGCAGCAGCGCUACUUGCAGGCGACGUUGGGCACGACAGCAUGGCCGUGAGCAUUGUGGUGCUCUUCUGCCGACAAGCUCUCUUGGCAGAGCGAUGGUCCUCCGUUGAUGGAUCCAAUUGCGAAAGAUAUGAUAGUGGAAGAUAUUUCACUGGGAUUGUAAAUGUUGCCAAUGAAACUAUUUGUCGUCCUACACAACAAAUGACUGAGAUGAAGGGGCACGAAACAAAGAAGCAUGCUCUUGCUUUCUUUGGAGGCGCUAGUUUUAAAACUUCAGCGAUUUGGGUGGGGAGGAGGCGAGAUCGAGUUUGGGGUAGGCGAUUUCUAGGUUAG
Fraxinus pennsylvanica is the source of this 603-nucleotide messenger RNA. NCBI's taxonomy places the organism in Eukaryota, Viridiplantae, Streptophyta, Magnoliopsida, Lamiales, Oleaceae. The record is from the annotation of a GenBank genome assembly.